GUGCGUGUCGUGAAGUGAUCGCAUAUCUGAUGGUGCCGAAAUAUAGUCUUUCCUCCUGCCUCCGCGCCGUGCGCGCCUGCCCGACGGCGUCGAGAGCCCGCACCUGUCGGCCACCCUGCACUCCCCCUUCUCGCCCCUGAGCCCCGUGUCGCCCCUAUAUCCUGACGGCUUGAUGGAUGCGCAGUGGAUUCUCAAGCACCAGGACCUUGUCCCCAGCGUUCUGCUCUGCUUCUACGACCUUGUCUCGGAUCCUACGCUUGCUACCCUCUGUGACAACCGUCUCAAGACAGACCUGAACAACCUGCGGGGCCUUCUGAGCCAGUCGGGCUAUAAGACGCGGCUGGCCGUUGUGCUAUUCAGCGAUCAGGACACUCACUCGGUCGACAGCGUCCAGGAACGUCUCGAGGCCAUCCGCAGAGCUUGCGCCAUAGAUGCCAAGUCGCUGUUCCUCGCCCCGUCCAGCGAAUCCCCCGACGAGCUAGAGCGCAUGGCCGAGAACAUGCUGACGACGCUUUACGGCGUAGCCAUUGAAUACUUUCGUGACCUCGGCAGGCAUUCCCGCAAGAAGAAGGCCAGGGGCGUGGUCCCCCAGCCGACAGUGCCGCCCACCUCGGGCACUUCGCAGACUCUCUCUCAGGCUGGAUGGAACGUUCGCUAUGACUUCAAGUCGGCCAUGUUCGCAGAGUACCGGUUGGAGCUGGGCAAUGCGUUGCUGUCGUUUGAGCAGGCCUACGAAAACCUGCUCGGUCCCGAGCUGCUCGAGGCCAUUCCGAGCUGGAGCCCGCGGUGGAACGAGGCCCGUUUUCUCGCCGACGUCAUUGCCGUGCGCUGCCUUCGAUGCCUGCUCUGGAACGGCCAGCACAGUGCCGCCGCCCGGCGCUGGCAGUCGCAUCGAGAUAGGAUUGCCGAGUUCGUCGACCGUCGUGGCCGGGGCAUCUCCAACUACGGGUGGAAGGCCUGGGAGGCACGCUGGGCAAUCAUUAUGGCAAACCUGAUCGAGAGGACCGCAGUCUCCGGCUUUACCCCUGCCACCAUGAACCUCUACCUCCAGCCCGAAAAGAAUGUCAUGGGGGAGCGCCUGCAGCCGUGGGAAAUGCUACAUCACACGGGCUACUGGUACCACCUGGCGGCGAAGCAUUUGAGUGCGCGGCGGAAUCUGGCCCACGCCAUGUCCGAAGACGACAGGCGGCCGCCGAGCUCCUCUCCAGCCUCUCAUGUCGCCAACAAUGCGUUUACGUACGACACAUACAUGUGCCCAGAUCCCCAUGAUGAGUACCCUUUGAACGGCGCCGGCGGUGUAGACCAUAGCCGCAUGAUUGUUGAUUGCCUAAAGCGGGCUCGCUCCGAGUUCCUCAAGAGACACCAGUUUCGGUUUGCCGCCGAGCUGUCUCUCGAAUGCGCCAAGGAACUUGCCCUCGUCAGGGACUGGAAGAGGGUUGUCGAGUUGCUGCGCUCGCUCUGGCGGGACAUGUCUUUCCGCUCCGAGGGUUGGGUAGCCAUUGCAGAGGAUUUGAGUUGGGCCCUUAGAUCAGCGGCCGCUGCGGUUGGCGACGCCGAUUUGAUUAUUGCCAUCGACUGGGAACUGCUAGGUCAAAACUUUACAAGGCGCACCAACUGGCACUACGACAUCACGAGGUCCCUGGAAGGCAUAGCGCCCAAGUCCAAACCCAGUGUCCACAUUGAGCACGGAGAGCUUCUUCCUUUUGUUUCCGCCUCCUUCGUCUUUAGGGACGAGGAGGGCAAGGCUGGCCAGAGCACCCGAGGGCAGCUGGCAAUCAAAUCCAAUGCGCAACAAGGGUCCGCGCCCGUCGUACUAAAGAGCAUAGAGAUCGAGUUCAGUGGAAGUGUUGGCCGCGUCGUUCUACAGCAUCAAGCGGGCGCCGCCACAGAACCACGCAAACAUGGCUCCGUCGCGCUGUCGGCCGUGUCCUUGACAGAUGCCGCCGAAGACGGCGCGAAAUCAGAAGUCGAGAAUCUGGACGAAUCAAACAGGAAACUCACCUUGCGUGGGAACGCUAACCUGACCUUGCUGCCGAGCCAAACUACAGUGUUCGGCGUUGAUAUACCCCUUCGAGAAGCCGGCGAAACGCGUGCUGUUUCGCUGAAGUUGAGCUUUGAGUCGGAAGCUUUUGACUUGCAGCAAUCCCUCUACUUUGGGAGCGGAAUCAAUAGCUCCAACCUGUGGUACAUCUCAGCGUCGUCUACCAAACGCAUUGCCCGGGCAAUCCCCCUUUCCGUGCGCGUCUUGCCAAGGCCUCCGAAGUUGAAGAUCAAAGCCCCAGCCUGGAAAGACCAGUACUACAACGACGAGCCCAUUCAGCUCGAGUUUGAGAUUGUCAAUGACGAGGCCGACGGAGCCCUAGCCAAGCUUGAUGUCGACCUGUUUGGCGAAGACACGCCUGUGUUUAGCAUUGAGGUGGUAGGCCAGGGGGCUGGUGACGCCCUCCCCAGCAGCACGGUCGUGAACGAUGAGAGCAAGUUGCGUGGCCUUUCUCUCGGGACUAUCGAAAGUUCAAAGGCGCUUACCGUCCGCCUCAAUGUGCCCCCCAUCGAGCGGUCUAACAGAUACGACUUGACAAUGCGGGUCACAUACCACCUCUCGACGGACCCUGGGACACCCAUCGUGCAGACCGCCCUCCUCCAGCUCAACGUUGUCAACCCAUUCGAAGCCAACUAUGAUCUGCUCCCGCGCGUGCAUCCCGAUCCCUGGCCGAGCAUGUUUGACUACAAUGGCGUUAAUGGUCUCUCAGGUGGUGAUGACGAUGGCAACGACGGCAGUAGCGGCAGCGGCAAUGCUGCUCAUGCUGCUUCUACUGCUCUAACAAAUAUGUCUCAUAAGGGAAUUUCCCAGGCAUGGUGUCUGGUAACUCGUUAUGCCUCGUUUGCGUCGGAGGACCUCCGUGUCGUCAACGUCGACAUCCGCGUCCAGACGGCAAGGACGGUGCGGUGCUUCCACACCAAGCAGCCCGGUGUGCUUCCACUGGCCGACGAAGACCGUGGGCGCGGGCGACUGAUCCGUCCGCGGACCAUUGUGGAGGCCGCCUUCGACAUCGACGCGCGAAAAAGCACGCUCGACGACCGCAGCCCCUCAACCCUCGACGUGUCCUUCGUCAUCAAGUGGACGCGCUGUCACCCAGAUACUUCUUCGUCAGAAGUAGUAGUCAACACCACGACACUCCCCGUCCCCCGCUUCACUCUGUUUGGCACCGAGCCGCGCGUGCUGGCUUCUGUUUCACACAUCCCGCCCAACCCUCCGUCACUCAACAAGGACAACAGCAGCCCAAGGACGCCACAGCUCACGGUCCUGCACGUCAUCAUCGAGAACGCCUCGGCCCACUUCCUCACUUUCGGCGUCUCCAUGGAGCCCAGCGACGAGUUCGCCUUCUCCGGCCCCAAGCAGACAACCCUCAACCUACUCCCCGUGUCGCGCCGCUCCGUCACCUACCGACUCCUACCCCUACCGCGGCCACCACCGCCCACCCCAACGCCCACCACGCCUAGCGCCAACAAGGCACUGCCGCCAACUCCAGCGACUCCAGGCGGUGGCGCCGACGGCGCCGGCGGCACCUGGAUCAAGCCCGGCCUCGUCGUCCGCGACAAGUACUUCCAGAAGGUGUUGCGCGUGAUCCCCACCGAGGGCAUGAAGCUCGACAAGGACGGCGGCGUGCUGAUCUGGAUCCCCCCCGACGAGGAAGAAGGCGAAGCACGGAGCGGGGAGAAAGUCGAAGCGGCAGAAUAGGAAUUGCCGGGGCACCUAGGUUACCUAGUUCGUCUGUAGGCCAUCAAAUAUUUGCAACGUACUUUGGCAGGGGCGUUGGUUCUCGAUUCUGGUAAUUAAGGGGUAUGUAUGCCAGAGGGCAAGAUGAGAGAUGUCCCGAAUUUAAUAUUUAGGUUCUUUCUCGUUCCAAGCCUAGGUCAAGAAAAUGGAGGGAUAGGAGAAUGUUUGAGCGGAAGGCGACUAUCGGUCUCUUUUUUCGGUUUCUGAUGUUUGUAGGUUGUAGUAGAGAUGCUUAUUGGCACACUAGGUGCCUGCUGAAACUUGUUGUAGAUAGCGAGGCUGUUUUAUCGCCAGAAAUUACGGGGAUCUGUAAACAUGGAAAUGGUACAUUAGUUUGCCUACUUCGUAUUUGCUGUCAUGUCGUGACAUCAACACUCAACAGAGA
Lasiosphaeria miniovina is the source of this 4163-nucleotide messenger RNA. RefSeq names its product Gryzun, putative trafficking through golgi-domain-containing protein. Bases 173 to 3739 code for a protein of 1188 amino acids. The record is from RefSeq and is a predicted model, not a curated record. Lineage: Eukaryota; Fungi; Ascomycota; Sordariomycetes; Sordariales; Lasiosphaeriaceae. The transcript has 2 exons.